CAUCUCCCCACCAACUGGAUGCACGGCCCAAGCGAGGAUUUUCUCGAAAACAUCCACCGCAGACUGCGUACUAGUGCCAGCGAGAGGAGUGCAACGACGAGCGGGGGACACCGAGGCUAUGGAGCAAACAGCCUGACAGCCGAGUCCAUGGCGUUUCUAAACUUGGAUAACGGAUUGUGGCCUUGAAAAAGAGACGGAAGAGUUAUAACGGCAAUGAAUGCGAUAUCACUUGUUUGAUAGAAAGAGACGGAGAGAGAGAGGGGCCAAACUCCCUCCCCUCUGUGGAAAACUCGUUUUGCCCGAUGGAGGCUGACGGGACGUUUGCAGCGAGCUGUAGGCCCGGAAUGUCACCUGUGAAACGUCGAUGCGUCGUCGCAGGACGUAAUUAAGACGAGCUCGCGCACACCUGUCUACCCUGUGUCGACUUUUUUUUGUCAACUUCAUAGUAAAACCUGCGCGAGGCGACCUCUCGCGCAACAUGAAUAUCAUAGACAACACUUAAUGAGGUUAUUCACCACCUCAGGUAACACAACAGGACAGGUGAAUAACACACUGUUACCUUUUUAACGAGCUUUUAUUCUCAUGGGACUGUUGUUGAAAGUUGUCUCAUAAUAUUUCACCAUCACCAAGUUGACUCAAACCCAUUUGGCGACCAGAAUCGAGCAGUUUUUGUCUGAAACAAGGACUUCUUGGGUAUUUUCUCACCUAGUUUCACCUUUUGCACAUCAGUCAUGUCACUCAAAGACAAUCCCUGUCGGAAAUUUCAAGCCAAUUUCAACAAAAGUAAAUGCCAGAACUGCUUCAAGCCUAGGGAAUCACAUUUGCUGAAUGACGAAGACCUGAAUCAGGCAAAACCUGUGUAUGGAGGGUGGUUGCUGCUGGCACCAGAGGGAACAAAUUUUGAAAAUCCAUUGCACAGAUCUCGGAAAUGGCAAAGGAGGUUCUUCAUCCUGUACGAGCAUGGCUUACUGCGCUAUGCGCUGGACGAAAUGCCCAGCACUCUUCCCCAGGGAACGAUCAAUAUGAACCAGUGCUCGGACGUCAUCGAUGGAGAGUCCAGGACGGGGCAGAAAAACUCCCUGUGCAUCCUGACCCCGGAUAAAGAGCACUUCAUACGGGCUGAGUGUAAAGAAAUAAUCAACGGGUGGCAGGAAGCUCUGACUGUUUACCCUCGAACCAACAAGCAGAACCAGAAGAAAAAACGCAAGGUUGAUCCUCCGACUCACCAGGAGCCUGGCCCCGCCAAGGUCACGGUGACCAGCAGCAGCAGCGGAGGCAGCAUCCCCUGCCUGCCCAGCAGUAUUGCCAGUGCUGAGCGCGUCCCGACAAGCCGCGCCACUCUGUGGCAGGAGGAGAGCCGCUGGAGCAGGGCCACCAUACCCUGCAGCCGCAGUGCCUCCUGCAUCAGCCAGCUGAGCCAGGGCCAACCAGAGUCCAGUAUGACAACACAGGAUGACGGUGCCACUGUGACCACUGGACGCAAGGUACGAGUGGAAAGCGGUUACUUUUCCCUGGAGAAGACCAAGUCGGAGCCUUCCCCACAGUCUGCACCGCAUUUUCAGCCACCCCAGCCACCCCAGCAUCUGCCCCUGUCCUCUUCAGCAUCCUCCUCCUCUUUAGGAGCUCCCAGUCCCAGGUACAAGUCUGAGUCAGACCCCCAAACUUCCCCUUACCAACCCUCCCAAGAUCCUUUCCCUUCUCCAGGUGCACUUGUCUCCCCCAGCUACUCCACCAUCAGUUCCUCCCAGAGCUCACUGGACUCUGAUCCCAGCGUGACUACACCCACCUGGGAGGGACACAGCGGUGGUGGAGGAAGCACCGGUAGCGUCAGCGGCGGCGGAGGAGGAGGCAGAGUCGGCCGGUCUGGCAGGGAGUACACAGCCCUGUCGGAUGUGCCACGGGCUCGCAGGAUGAGUUACCGCGAAGCCUUCCGCUCAGAGAAAAAGCGUCAAGAGCUGAGGGCACGGACUCGGAGCCCUGGCAGAGAGGAGGUGGCUCGGCUGUUUGGGGAGGAGCGCAGGCGUUCUCAAGUCAUUGGCCGAUUCGAGGAGGGUCAGUCUGUGGAGCACAUGGACACAGGCAGCACCAAUGAGCCCUCCACUAACACUACGCUAAUCCAGAGACAAGGCCGCAGCGAGAGACGCUAUCUAGCUAACAAACAUGACAUGUCACUGGAUGCAGGAAAGGAUCGGUCAGUCCCUGAUGUGUCCAGCUCUACUUUUGCCAAUUUAAGAAGAGCAAAGUCAUUGGAUCGCAGAGUCACUGAAUCCUCAAUGACUCCAGAUCUGCUGAACUUCAAAAAAGGAUGGAUGACGAAGCUCUAUGAUGACGGCAUGUGGAAGAAACACUGGUUUGUUCUGACGGAUCAGAGUCUGAGGUACUACAAGGACUCGAUAGCUGAGGAGGCUUCAGAGAUGGAUGGUGAGAUUGACCUUUCCACAUGCUAUGAUGUCAAAGAGUUCCCAGUCCAGAGGAAUUAUGGCUUCCAAAUCGUGUGUAAAGAUGGAGCGUGUACCCUGUCAGCCAUGACCUCUGGAAUCCGCCGCAACUGGAUGCAGGCCAUCAUGAAGAAUGUGCGGCCCACUAUCGCCCCCGAUGUCACCCGAUCCCUCCCAGAGGACACAAUAAAAACCCAAGUGAUGUUGGGGCCGUGUGUACAGGCCCCUCUUGACCCAAGCCCGAGUCCAGAGGCCCCGAGGUCAGAAGUCAACAGAAAGCUGGCAGGCAACAACGCCUCUGUCCCAUCUUCUGAACCCCGGAAAAGCAGAGUUCGCGAGCGUAGGCGAGAGGGUCGCUCCAAGACCUACGACUGGUCAGAGUUCAAAAUGGAACAGACUUCUAAGCCUGUGAAGGAACGAGCAGAUACCGUCGACCUCAGCUCAUCAUUCUCCAACACCUCCUCAUACUGCUCUCCCUCCUCCUCCGCCUCCUCUUUAGCGUCCUCUCCUGUCUCUACCUCCUCGCUCCAAACCUCUUCUGUGUCAGGAUCUCACCAGCAGUCUAUGACAGAAGAAGCCGAAAAAGAGAAUGUAAGGAGGGGUAUCCCUCCGCAUAGCACAACCAGUGCAACUCACACGCCAAAUACUGUUACCAUCACCAUGAUGUCCACGCUUAACACUGCACCGCCAGUUUCAUCAACACAUGAAUGCCAAGAGCAAGGAAAGAUGGAAGUAGACCACAGUGCAGCCUCGCAUCCUGCCGGUGAGGUUAAGAAGGAAAGCAAAACAUCAGAUGUCCGAGAAGAGAUCGAGCAGCGGUGGCAUCAGGUGGAGACCACGCCGCUAAGAGGGGAGAGACAGGUGCCCAUUAACACAGCUACAGGAAACUCUGAGAGAUUGCCUGCUAAUGAGCUAGCUGCACUGCUUGACAAAGAGUUGGGACAGAAGCAGAUGGAGCUAGACCGUCUGCAGAAGCAAAACAAUGCUUUAAAAGAGCAGUUAGAAGAUGCACUUGGGAGAGAACACAGUGCCAGAGAGGGCUAUGUGCUGCAGAGUGCAACACCCCCUUCCUCUUCACCGCACAGAGCGCCAUGGCAACGCUUGCAUACCCUCAAUCAAGAUCUGCAGGGCGAGUUGGAAACCCAAAAGCACAAGCAGGACCUUGCUCAACAUCAAAUUCGAACACUUAAGAGAAGCUACACAGAAGCUCAGGAUGCUGUAGACCGCCAUGAGUCUGAUAUUCAGGCUCUGCAGGCUAAACUUGCGUCCGCAAUGGCUGAAAUCUUAGCAAGUGAACAAGCUGUUGCCAGAAUGCGCAAUGAGCUUAAGCUAGAACAAGAGCGUUCAAAGGAACAAGAGGAUGAAUACAGCCGUGGUGAGAGCACUCUGCGAGCCCAGCUUAAGGACAGUGAAGACAGACUCCGUGAAGUAGAGGCCAGUCUCUUGGAGAGAAACCAGGCUCUCAGGCACCUGGAGCGCCAGCAGGCCCUGCAGCGAGACCACAUGAGGGAGAUUCAGAGGCUGCAGGAGAGACUACAAGAGGUGACCGCUCGGCUAAAUGCUACAGAAGAGGGUCAGGCCCUGAAGGAGGAGCGCCUGCGGAAGGAGCAGCAUACUAUACAAGAGAGCCAUGAGAGAGAGAGGCAGAAUCUGUGCAGAAGAUUAGCUGAGGCUGAAAGUGCACAGAAAUUGACAGAGAAGAAACUGAUUGAGGCUGAGCAGCAGGUAGAGGCCCUAUUAAGAGGGAGGCAGGCCUCUGCAGGAAAAGAGAGCAGGGAGGAAAUCCUGAAGCUACAAGAGGAGCUGGCACAGAAGACUGACAUGGUUGAAUCACUGAGGCAGAGUGUUCGUAGGCUAGAAGAAGAGAAAGGGCAUCUUACUUGCCGCUGUCAGGAGCUUCUUAACCAGAUUGCUGAGGCAGACCGUGAGGUGAAUAAACUCCGUAAUCGUCUGGAAACAGAGGAGUCUGAUUACUACAAUCUGGAGAACUCGUACAAAAGGGCUACCCAAGAGUUUCAGAAGAUAAGUCAGUGUCUUCGAGAAAAAGAGGAAGAGAUCCGGCAGACCAAGGAGAUGUAUGAGAGACUGAUGGAACGCAAAGAAGAGGACUUGAAAGAGGUGCUGGUUAAAAUGACUGCUCUGGGAAACAGCUUAGAGGAGACUGAACAGAAGUUACAAGCUAAGGAGGAGCUUCUUUGCCAAAUGAGUCAAAGCCUCUUGGAUAGGUCUGUGCCCUGUAGUGCUGAAAAGGAUCUGAAAGCCAAGCUUGUGGUUGCUGAGGAUCGCAUAGCAGAGCUAGAGCAGCAUCUCAAUGCCCUGCAGCUUGGCUAUGCUGACCUGCGUAUGGAAAGACAGCACAUCCCAGAAAAGAGCAAGAAAACAAAGCUUAAAACAUCAGUCUCCUUAUCAGCCCACACCAUGCUCCCCCUGUCCUUUGAAAACAUGUCUAAGCCAGAGAACUCCCCAGACGGUAAGGAGUCUCAAGCCAAGAGACCAAGGAUACGCUUUUCCAAUAUUCAGUGCCAAAAAUAUAUGAACUCAGAAGGCAUGGAGAGUAGCCAAGUUAGCAGCAACUUUCCAGAAACAAGACAAAUAGUAAAUCAGGAUGAAACUGAAGACAUCCAUGUCUCCUCUGAUACAACAUGCCCUCACAGCAGUGACCCAGAGAAGUUCAUCUCCAUCAUACAUGCCUUAGAGACCAAACUGCUAGCCACUGAGGACAAAUUACGAAACCUCACACACAAUCUAGAAGAACAACAAUCUACCCAAGCAGAGGACUUGAGUCAAGAGAUUGAUCUUAAAAUGACAGCAACCAAACCUGAUAGAGAGCUUAGUUGUGGGAGUGGGAUACAGAGUACAGCGACCCAUAAGCAUUACGCCAAGGCUCUGGCGUGUGUGGAGAACAGUCGAGAGAAGGUCAGGGACAUUCUCAGCGGCUCUCAUGAUACCACAGAUUCACAGCUGCACUCACUGUCAGAGAUAGAAAACGAUUUGUUCAAUGCAUCGCUGUACAUCCGACAAGGACAAAAGAUGUUGGAAGGGCGGUCACCAGUCAUCCAACAUCAGACUCCAGAGACUGCAGAUAAAGACGCUGUGCAUCUGUUUGCUAAAACUCUAUCUUUCGAGGCUGUAGUUUUGAACAAGAUGGCAUUGUUGAUACAGACUUCAAAGUCUGAUGUGCUACAAGGUCUAGCAGAGAUAUGGGAAGACAUAGAGAAUAUUAAAAGAAGCGACAAAGACUGCUUGGCUAUAGUUUAUGCUGAUGUUUUGACCAGGAAGCUCUUGUUGGAAGGUGCAUUCUGGAAAGAUUUGGAGAGAGCUGAGAUGGAUGUUGCCAAAUCCAAAGAGGGCAGUGUUUCAGCUGAUGUAGAUGUUGAUUCGAAUGUCAUCUUGAACACAUUCAUUAAAGCAGAACUAGCCUACUCUAUUCAGAACCUUAAACAUUGCUAUGAAGAGAAAUUCAAAAUACUUAAAAGGGAGUUGACAGAGGCACAUGAUAACCUACAUCAAAGGGAAGCAGCGCUGAAAGCAAUUAUUGAAGCAUCCAAAAGCCCUGAUUUGAAAAACGUCAUCAAAGAAGUCAAAAAUAACUUUGGGUAUAGUAAACACAAGUUAGCUGACGUUCAUCCUCCUGAACUCGCUCCCUACAUGGAGCAGAUUGAAAUGGAAGAAGCUAGAGACUUGGCUGAGGAAAUUGUAGACAGACAGUUAGCUUCUGAGAUGCCCUCUUGUGGAGUUGAUUCUAUUGAAUCAUUUCAAAUUGCACACGAUAGUCUGGCUAAUGAGCUUCAGAGGCAAGCAGCAAUCCUCCACAAGUAUUCUCAAGAGAUAGAAAGUGGUGGAAACCGUCCCGGACUGGCCAAAAUGGUCCAUGCUCUUUUAGGGCACCAAUCUUCACAUAACUUUACAAGUACUUCCCUUUGCAUUCGUGAAGCCCUGAUCCAGGCUCAAGUGGCUUAUGUGGCAUGCAGGUUACGAGCCAUGCAUGAGCAAGACUUGGGUUGGUGUAAACAGACAGGCCAGAACAUGGGUGCUCUCGUCCAAGAGCAUGCCCGCAAUGUCGGCGCAAUCAUAGAGAAAUAUGAAGCAUCUCUACAUGAUGAGCGCAAGAACUUCACACAAACAGUCGCCUCUCUCCAGAAAGAGAACCAAACCCUAAAGGACGAGGUCAGCAAAUGUGUGAACCAGCUCUCUCAGCAGAAGGACCAAAUAGGUCUCCUGGAGGAGCAGUUCCAGAAGGAGGCAGAGGAGCUGAAACAGAGGCACAAGCAAGAGCUAAGCCAAGCAGAGAAAGGCCGCACCUCAACAGAGCUGGCCCUCAUGGAGACGACCGCGGACAGCCAACGAAAGCUUGAGGUUCUUCUAGUGGACAUGGACACAAUGGAAGAGCGUCACGAGAGUCAUGUGAUAAAACUGGAGGAGCAGUUUGAGCUGAGGAUCUGUGAGCUCCAGCAUAUCCACAAAGAGGAAGUCGAAAAGUUACAUUCACAGUAUAUGGAAAAUAUUCAGCGUGUGCGAGAGCACCAACAGGACAAAAGAAGUCCUUAUGAUUCCCACUGUGUCGAGACCGCUACACCAAUGGAAGCGGAAGAGCAGGGGAAGGGGGAGGAUUCACAUGACAUGUCAGAGGUGGACUCCAUGGUGGUUCUGAAGGAUCGUAUCCAAGAGCUGGAGACACAGAUGAACACCAUGAGGGAUGAACUGGAGAACAAGCACCUAGAAGGCGAUGUGGCCAGCCUGAGAGAGAAAUACCAGAGAGACUUUGAAAGUCUUAAGGCCACUUGUGAACGUGGCUUUGCAGCGAUGGAAGAAACACACCACAAGGUAAUCCAGGACCUGCAGAGGCAGCAUCAGAGGGAGAUUUCCAAACUGAUGGAAGAGCGGGAGAGGCUUUUGGCAGAGGAGACUGCUGCCACAAUUGCUGCUAUUGAAGCCAUGAAGAACGCCCACAAGGAGGAGCUAGAGAAGACCCAUCGCUCCCAACUGAGUGGACUGAACUCUGACAUCGAUGAGCUCCGCUUACAAUAUGAGGAGGAGCUGCAGUCCAUCCAGAGAGAGCUGGAGGUGUUGUCAGAGCAGUACUCUCAGAAAUGUCUGGAGAAUGCUCACCUGGCUCAGGCCCUGGAGGCUGAAAGGCAGGCGCUCAGGCAGUGUCAAAGAGAGAACCAGGAGCUGAACGCUCACAACCAGGAAUUAAAUAACCGGCUCACUGCAGAGAUCACCCGGAUGCGCUCUUGUUUCAGUGGUGAAACAGCACUGUCGACGCUUAGCCAGGGCAAAGAUGUGUAUGAACUGGAGGUGUUGCUUCGUAUUAAGGAGUCAGAGAUUCAGUAUCUUAAACAGGAAAUCCACUCUUUGAAAGAUGAGCUGCAGUCUGCCUUAAGGGACAAGAAAUAUGCGACAGACAAAUAUAAGGACAUCUAUACAGAGCUCAGCAUUGUGAAAGCAAAGGCUGACUGUGACAUCAGCAAACUGAAGGAGAAGCUGCUCGUUGCCACAGAAGCUCUGGGUGAGAGGACUGUGGAUGACAGCGUCACAUCUGGAUACGAUAUCAUGAAAUCAAAAAGUAAUCCUGAUUUCCUGAAAAAAGAACAAUCAUCAACCUCCAGGCAAUCAAGAGGCAUGAGGUCAAAGAGCUUGAAAGAGGGACUGACUGUGCAGGAACGUAUGAAGCUUUUUGAGGCAAAAGAUUCCAAAAAAAUUUAAACAUCAAUCUGCAUUUUUUUUUCUCUUUCCUGACCUUCAUUUUUCGUCAGAUCACAACAGCUGUUCCAGCAUCCGCUGAAGACUCUCAUAGGAAAUGGGAAAAAGUAUCUAUAGAGGUCAACAUUAAACUUGGACCUGCUGCCUCCAUGUCUCUGAUAAGUGGUCAUAUUUUUGUUUAACUUUUUUAAUCAAUAGGAAAACUUUUAUUGAAUCAAUCCUGUCUAAGCUUUCUAUAAAGAAUACCUAGAUCUAUUAUCUGUCCAACAUGGAGGUGUGUCAAAAAUAUGUCAGACGGAUAUAAGACAGUAUUUUAAUUGAUCCUCCAAAAUGCCAAAACAGACAGCAAUACACAGUAUAGAUAAUAUAUAUAUUUCCCAAUAUGAAUUAAGUAUCUGCUGUAUUUUAUUGUUACAGUUUCUAGAUCUAAUCAUUUUUAAUGUUUAUGUUGCACCAGUUCUGUUGUACAUAACUACUGGAUUUAUGUAAGAGUAUGGUUUGCUAUUGAGUGUUGGGGCAUCUGCUGUACUAUAACUAUGGUUUGAUUGAUAGUGGAAAACAAUGUGAUGCUUAUCUUGCUUGUGUAUGAGUUUUGUUUUUUUUGAUGGAGUGUUUGUGUGUGAAGGGGGAAGAGGGCUGGGAUUGCACUUAUCACUUGACUACUUGAGGAGAAUAUUUUUAUUUGCGUCAAAUCGAUGUAGUGACUUCAAGUCAAUUAUCACAGUGCAACCAAACAUCCUGACUUCUGUCAAAUUUAGUGAACAACCGUGACUUAUUAGUGAUUCAGGAUUUUUUUUUAAAGUUUCUUAAAACCUGAAUUUGUGUUUUCUUAGUUUUGACUUUGGUGUGAGAAUAUCAUCUCAAAAAAUCUCAAACUAUUUAGGACUUUGCAUGACUGUACAAGUGUCAUUUAAAUUGCAGAACGAUCAUGUUGCCUCAUUUUCCUUCUUAAUGCUUCAGUGUGGAACUCUUAACACUUAUAAGCUUUGCUUUGCAAGUCCUACUGUUAAGGUGUAGAGAUUGACAUGUUUUACUGUAAGCGGCAGUCUUGAAGCACUCGGCCUGAUCCCUGACCUCUCACUAGUCGUGCCUCAACUGAGUGAAGAAUCUAAACAUCCAUGAAACCUGUGCAGCUAUGGAUACACACUGUAUAGUAUUCAAACCACGCCUUGUAUAUAUGCCACACGGAAAACUUCUGUGUUUUGUUUUAAACUUGUACUUUGCUCACUAGCUCUAUAUGAAAUAUAUAUGAAUAUUUUUUAUUUUCAUUUUAAUGUAUAACGUCAAAUAAAUGAAGUGUUUGGAA
This is a messenger RNA of Notolabrus celidotus (New Zealand spotty), 9447 nucleotides long. It is a transcript of the gene mpripa, whose product is annotated as early endosome antigen 1. Gene Ontology annotation, biological process: actin filament organization. The record is from RefSeq and is a predicted model, not a curated record. Gene Ontology annotation, molecular function: actin filament binding. Lineage: Eukaryota; Metazoa; Chordata; Actinopteri; Labriformes; Labridae. Gene Ontology annotation, cellular component: actin cytoskeleton.